AACCUUCUACCAGAAUACCGUACAUCAACUUUUAUAACAGUCCCAACUAACAGACCAAACCCGGAAGCAUGGAGAAAAUUCUAAAACGUGGUUUCGGUGUUGCUUUGUUCCGGCGGGACAUUGGAUCGCCGGCGGGAAUAAGGUCAUGCACAUCUGAAGCUUUGGUGGAAGUCAAUCCCGGUGAGGUCGGAGUCAUCUCCGGCAUCCCUCAGGAACAACUCCGGCGAAGGGUCUUGAUUUAUUCACCAGCACGCACUGCAACUCAACAAGGCUCUGGAAAAGUCGGGAAGUGGAAAAUCAACUUUUUGUCCACACAGAAGUGGGAGAAUCCGUUAAUGCGGUGGACAUCGACGGGUGACCCGUAUGCCAAUGUUGGUGAAGCAGGACUUAGUUUUAACAGCGUGGAGGCAGCAAAGGCAUUUGCCGAGAAACAUGGCUGGGAAUAUGAGGUUAAGAAGCAUCACACUCCUAUAAUCAAGGCUAAAUCAUAUGCAGACAACUUCAAAUGGAAAGGACCACCAGCAACCGACCAAAAUUAAUUAGGCUUUCUUCAUGUUAAAAGCCUAGCCUAAACUUCCAUACUCAAUCCUCAUGUUUGUAAAAAUUAAUAAAACAAAAAUUCCCAUCUUUGUAAAAUAAUAAAACAAAAAUGCCCAUCAGCAGCAUCUAAUAUAAUCUAAUAUAUAAUAUAAUAUAAUA
Helianthus annuus (common sunflower) is the source of this 699-nucleotide messenger RNA. Its product is annotated as NADH dehydrogenase [ubiquinone] iron-sulfur protein 4, mitochondrial. The record is from RefSeq and is a predicted model, not a curated record. Bases 69 to 539 code for a protein of 156 amino acids. The transcript has 5 exons. NCBI's taxonomy places the organism in Eukaryota, Viridiplantae, Streptophyta, Magnoliopsida, Asterales, Asteraceae. Gene Ontology annotation, biological process: electron transport chain.